AUGGAACGUAAUAAGGAAGCCGCAUUAAACCGCAAUAAGAUAGUUUCGGCCGAGGCUAUCAAUGCUGUCGACAAUAUUACGAAAGAUGUGAUAGCCAAAGACAAUGAGCCGAGUAGCGACGAGUUCGAUGAGGAUUUGGAGGAAGAAUAUCGGAACUUGAGCAAUAUGCUCGAUUUACCGAAUGAUACUUAUUCUCUUACUAAAAUUACCACUGAAUUACCUGCGUAUGUCAAGUACAGCGUCCGUUCUGGUCUGAUUCAUUUAAACAUGCCACAUUUCUCACCGUUAUCCAGAGGUUAUCAGGGUGGCGCUAUAGCGAUCGCAGCUUUUGCCACGACCGCGAUUCACAAAUCUCGCUGUUGGAACGAGGCGGUGAUCGAUCAAAUCGUCGAGGACGGCGACACUUUUUAUUGCGAGUCCUACAGAGACGUGGACACGGACGAUCGCCGGACAUUGACCAUCCUCGACUUGAAAAGGACUCUCCUCCUUCAGAAAAAGUUUAAUGUAAAAGUCAAGAUCGAGGAUCCGGCGUAUGCCGGAAAGUUCCGUUCGCGAAAUCCGACGGAGCUUCAUCUGGUGAAGGCGUUGGAGCUGUUUUUCGCGCGACACAACGCCGGGAUUCUAACGUCGCCGGUGCUCAAUAUAGCGAUCUGGAGAGACUCGAAGUACUACAGUAUAUUUGAUGGUCAGGCGCGACGAGAAAGCGGCGAGCCGGCAGCCGAUGGGGUCAGCGGAUCGGCCAAGCUGUUUCUCGUCAAGGACUUGAUAGGGCUACUGUUCAUCAUCCUCGAGAAGAGUAAUGUGCAAAACGAGCCUUUCGUAAUUUACGCGAUAUGUAUCAGCGACGUCGGGACCGUUUAUCCAGAAGAUCCGGAGGAGGCCACGACGAUACUCGGCAAGGCGCGAAGAAGACCGAGCGGCUAUAAAAUGUAUCAGCGACACCGAGCCGUGAUACAAGGAUCUUGUCAUCUGAUGCAUCCUGCCAUACCGGAAGCUCUGCGAGGCAGGGGACACCUGAUCGUAGCCGUGGCGGCCUUGAUAUAUUCCCGACUGAUUAGUGCGAACAAAUGGACGGCCGCUUUGCUCGAUCUGAUCAUCAAUCAGUCCAACAUCUACCUGAUCGAUCUAGCCAGAGCUCUGGAGAAGAAGCUCAACGACGAGUUCGAGCUUCGGCUGGAUGACUUGAUGAGCGACGUUAUCGUUGGGGUGUAUUCCGCCAAGAUAAAGGUAGAUGCGAAUAUAAUACCUAGCCAAACGCAGAAGAGUAAGAUGACCAUUGACAGCGGCAUGCAGGAGUUCUUCGAGACGCAGGAAAUCGGAUUGCUUGAGAUCAAGAAGACCUUUUACGCGAUUUGGAAGGAUGAUAAUGCAUAUUACUUUUUCGAUCCGUUUGCUUGCGACGGCGAGGGUUUCAGAAUUGAUUCUAGGGAACCCACGACGGCUGCCACCACGACAGAUUCCGCCGAAGAAGCUGCUUGCGUGACCAUGAAUAGCACUAUAAACGAAAUAGUGGAGACGAUACUGGAAAAUACCGGUAAUGAGGAAGGCGAUCCUUUCUUCAUACACGGAGUCAAGAUACUUUAUGUCAAGACUGGAGUAACGCCAGGUGGUCCGCUCGAAAAAGUGAUUUAUCGAGAGAGUGGAACAAGCCGUAGACCGCGGGCCCCGUCGCCACCGGCACCGGUGGAUAUAACGAAAGCCGGUCCAAUCGACGCGACGCCACGCUCACGACCAGAAUCAUGUAAAUUCGCAGAAGUGUCUAUUCAGUAUCCAGAAAUUAUGCGGAACGCAGCACAGUAUAUGACAACGGUGGAACCGGUAUAUAUAUUUGCGCCAGAGAGAGAUAAGAAAACAAAGAAAGGAGACACAGAAAAGUAUUAUAAUAUGAACAACGAAAAAUACGAGAUAUUUUUUCAAAGACAUAUCAGGGGUUAUAAGAUGAUAAACGCUCAUCGUUUUUUCGUUCGCGGAACCAGGACUUGUUUGAACGAUAUGUAUCAUCCGCGAUCACAAGGUAAACAAGGAUUAAUAAUCGCCUUAAUCGCGUUGGCGUACAGGAAAUUAAAGGAGCCGGCCCACUGGCGGAGCAUAGACAUAGAUCAACUUAUUGAUUUCGCCAACAAGUCUUACGAACAAGUUAUAAUGUGGAUCAAAGAAGGUCGACCGGAAAUAAAGGAAGAAGAGGAGGAGGAGGAAGAGGAGGAGGAGGAGGAGGAGGAAGAGGAGGAGGAAGAGGAGGAGGAGGAAGAAGAAAAAAUCGUUUCGAAAGUAACACGCGUUCCAAGUCAUUUGGAUAUUUCGUUUUUACCUCCCAAGUUGAAACUAGCUGAGAACGACGUGUUUUUCAAGACGAGUAUGAAUGUUAUCGAAGGCGACGCGAAUCCCUUGGCUAAUCUCGCGGAGGCCCUCGAGUGUUACUUCGAACGAUAUUCCGAAGUGAUAUUGGAAAACAAGAGAUUGAUGUACGCCAUUUGGAAGGAGGACGGAAAUUUUUUUCUGUUUAAUCCUUACGGUGGUGAUGCGCAGGGAUGGCGUCUCUGGAGUUACACAGCUACUUUUACCGUAACGGAUAGUCUCAACGAACUGGUCGAUCUUCUUUACGGCGUCUUAGAGUACAACGAUCCGCGUUUCUCACUUCAUUUCGUAGCUCUGGAUGCAAUAGAACCGGGAAAGUACAAGUCACCCACGGAAAUUGAAAUUCCAGAUGAGAGGAUAAAAAAGAAGUUCCAAACAAAGUUUUUACCGAUCACUGAUGACGAUUUAUUGCAACUCGAGAAGAAAGAGUCGGAUGUUGCCGAAGAGAUUGUUGAUAAAGAGGAAGGGGAAGAAGAGGAAGAAGAUGAAGAGGAAGAAGAGGAAGAGGAGGAAGAGGAGGAGGAAGAGGAAGAGGAGGAGGAAGAGGAAGAGGAGGAGAAAGAGGAAGAGGAGGAGGAAGAGAAAGAUCCUGUGCUGAUACUCGAGGAAUCUGUGCAGUCGGACGCACCUCACCGCUUAAACUUGGCUCUCUUGACCUCUACAGUAAAAAUCCAAGAUCCGAUUGAGGAAGAGUUAAAUGGCUUGCAUGAGGAGGUAAUAAUGGAAAAGAUGAAGUACGACCAUCCACCACCGUAUGUGAUGCCGUCGAAGAGAACGUUCCGCAUUUUGCUGGAAGCAAAGUUGGCGAACAGGUCGAUCCCGUCGCUCGUAUCGAGAUUUUCGAUCGAUUCACGACUGGAAAUCAAGAAGGGUGACGUCCCCAUGGAAACUACACCAACUGCGAUCGUGCCGUUGUUUCAAGACACGAAACCUUCCAAGAUUAUCAAGCUAUCUUUCGGAAGGUACUUGUACUCAAGAUUGCCACCGAUCCGUAUGGUGCCUCUGAGAGCUAUCGAUGAGGCUUACAUCCAGGAAGAAAUCGAUAAAGCGGUCGACGAAAGUUAUCUUGAACGAAGAAAGGAGGAAAAGGAAGAAGACGAAAUAUUAGAGAAAUUACCGAUAGCGUCUUCUGCUGCGAGACCAGAACUGAUACCACUUGGACCAAUAAUUAAGACCCCCGCUUUGGCGAUAAAGUGCCUGACAGGUCUUCUUGCUGAACGGAAGCGAAAGGCGGAAGAAAUAAUGCCUACUGUCAAAGAAAACGGGCUCCGCGAUGGGGAAAAGCUGUUAUUUAAAUCAAUGUAUCCAAACUUUCGCUCUGAUCUACAGCCACCGGUUGAAAAAGUUGAUGUUAAAACGAAAGGGAUGAAGAAAAUGAUAACCGGUGCAAAAGAUUUCGAGAAAACAGUAGAGAUUUCGUCACCGGAAGUUGGUUUCGAAGUUACAGAUGGAGACGUGGAAAUAAUACGAGGCCAUGACAGUUUGCUGGAUCGCACAAGAAUUGACUCUUCUUACCUUAAACCUUGCUACAUUGCGGCUAUACUAUUCAUUUUAGCAAAAGCCACGCAGGAUAUAGAUCACUUCAGCAAUAACACGCUGGAUACAUUGCUUGCUUUUACCGAAAUGUUCAAUGAAAAAGUCGGUAAAUUACGAUACAAUGGGUACAGAACAUUUAACAAAAUAUUCAUCUUUGGCACACGAUUUAACGUUAUUCUGAAAGAAAUCACUCGCGCCGACCUCAAGUGUUCUCCAUCCGACGAGCUCGAUGCUGUUGUCAGUAAAUUUUUAGAAAAACAUGAAACCGGUAUAUUGGUGCUGAGAAAUGGCGCCUACGUAAUUUGCACGGCGAACGAUAAAUAUUACGUUUUCGAUCCUUAUCCCUGCGACGAGAAGGGCAGGGCCAGUGAGAAGGGCUACUGCUGCCUCAUGAAAUUCCGCGAUUUCAAGUCCAUGCUCGACAGAAUUAAAGAAAACGCCGGCGAAGCUGCUGGAGAACCUUUUUAUCUCCACACCGUAAUUGCUCACAUGGAAAUGAACGGACGUAAACGUAGACGAAAGAGAGGUAUGAAGCGUCGCGCGAAGGUAGAAGAGCUGGCGAAAGAGACGACGCUUAGCGAAGUAAAGCGGGACGUGACAACGCCAACAACAGUCAAAUCCGAAACGUCUCUGAUGGAAUUAGCCGAGUGGGCUACUUCGGAUACAGAAUUGGAUUUCCAUCGUGACGCCACGGUCGUCGGUUUCACACCGUUACAGCACCACGAGGCCUCGAUGCUCGAGGCGAUUGUCUUGGAGAACGACAUUACGACGCCUACAUUGGCACCGUUCGAGCAACCGUCAGAGAUCGAAAGUGAGAGUCGCGAGGAGACGAUAAUCGACAGAAAAAUACCGCCCGAGCGGAUAUUUAAUAACCACUCGUCCAUCGAAAUCCCCAUCGAUCUCUGUAUAAUGGCAUGGUCAUUGAUUCACGAUCCCGCGUAUUGGUCGGAACGCACGCUUGUCGGCUUGACCGAAGCUGCCGCCGAUUACGCCUUCGACAGCAUGUUGGCGAGCGAGGACACUUCCGUGAGCGAGAUGAACGAUGCGGUGUUGCAACAAUUCGAAAUAGAGAAUUAUGCGUUUCAAGUGGAAUUCGCGCCGCUACAUUACGGAAUCCUGUACGCCACGGAGGGAUGGAACCUCGCGACGACCCUGGAGAAGCUUUUCGAGACGAUGAGCUAUACCGGUGUGAUCAUCGUGUGUCGUAACGCUCACGUGGGCAUCAUGAAUUGCGACAGGAACUACUUCGCCUGGUGGACGGUCAAGGGGACGAAGAGCCUGAGAAUGAUCACAUCCAGCAAUUUUGGCGAGUUUCUUAAGCUGAUCGUCAAGGUGCUCAAACAGCCGGACAAGGUUGAAUUCGUCGCAAGAGCGAUCACUAUAUACUAUAAAAAACUGACGCCAGAUCACGGCGACAUUAAAGGUCUUCAUGAGCUGACGACUCAGUCUCUGCCAGAGAUUCACCGGGAAGAGCCUUCGGAGUUUUACGAUGUCCAAGCGAUCUUCAAAUCGAUCGAUCUCGUAUCGAAACCGAUCUUCACGCGCGGAACAGUAGCUCUUCGCGAUCGCGACAGCCUGCUGGAACCGCGGGCGAAACGUUGUUAUUUCGUCGCGUUACUGGCUGUCGUGGUAAAGAGGGACAUCGUUCAGUCUCCGUUUCCCGGCAUGAUCGACCAGGUCCUCGAAGUGGCCGAGAGUCUGCACGCAAGAUUCUCCGAACCAAAAUUUCACGCACAACACAUCUUACGAAAUGUCCCACUGAUGAACAGGCUCUUUGAUCUUCGUGACUGUGCGUCACCCUUGGUCGCGUUAACAACCAAUUCUCAGACCGGCAGAAACACUCUUUACGCGCAAGUGACACAGCAUCUGAAACGUCACUUUAAGAUGCACACGAGCGGUAUACUGCACUUCACUAACUGCUGCUACGGCUUUUGGUACUCGAGAGUGACCAACUGCUACUACUAUCUGGAUCCUUAUCAGUGCGAUGCGAGAGGUAAAAAGACUUAUGCCCACGGCAACGCCUGCCUGUGCAUCUUCUCCUCCGUGCAUCAAAUGGUGAAGCACAUGUGCCUCAAUCAAUUCGAAGGCACGACCGGAUUUUUCCUCCAUAGAAUUCACGUGGAUUCCAUCGACGCGCUGCCGUCCGCGAAGUUCCACGAAGAUCCAAUGUGGGUCUAUCUGGACUAUCAAUGGAACUUCACGCAUUCGAUUAUGCAACCGCGUAAGAAAGCGAAGGACAGGUCGAACUCAUCGAAGACCGAGCGGCGAUUUUGGAACAACUAUGCGGUCGAAGUGAUCGAUCUGAUUUACUCGGUCUGGGGCACGAUCGGCGCAUACGAUCGUCGAUUCGGCGCACGAGCUGGAAAAAAUCGCGCUGCCAUAUGCGUAGCCGUCCUGGCCAUGCAGAAUCUCUGUCACCCUUCGCGGUGGAGCCCGGCCGUCUUGGACUCGGCCGUCAUCUGCGGAGAUUCCUAUUACACGGAGAGCCUGAAAGGUUCGAUGCAGAAGAGGUCCGAGAACAGGUUCGGCUUGCGGACCUCCUUUAGGGUAUUCCCGCACUCGUGGACCAUAGAUUUCGGCACGAGUGUAUGCGGGAUUCUGUACGGCGAUAGGAAUAAAUUAACGUUAACUGGUGCGUUAGCGUUGGCUUUUGAGGGAGCUCGCAACGUCAUCAUCGAGUGCAACGGGAUCGCCUUAGCGGCAUUGAUGGCUAAGGACGCUUAUUACAUCGCCGAUCCCUGCUGGAUCGGCCCGCCGUUGUUCACGAGAGAAUGCGGCGCGAUCUACGUUCUACGUUGCAAAAAUAUGAAUGCUCUAAUCUACGCGAUCACGAAGAUGCUCAAUACUAAUCAGAGACUUGGCGUACGCGUCACGCCGUUAAGCCUCUCGUUUGAUCGGGAAGACUUCGAUGCAGACCUCAGCAUCGCGAGAAGAAAGAUCCUGUCGAGAGCUUUGCAGAAAGUUGCGAGAAAAAUUGAAGCUUCCGGCACUCCUAUUCCCAGAGUGGUUGUGACACCCGACAAGAAUUCUUCUCGGCGGUAUCGACGGCACCUCGCCAGGGCUGCUACCAGAGAUUUUCAGUCGGAGAGUUUACAACUUCGCCGUAUGCAACCUGCAUUGAAUCCCGAAAAUGCAAACAAUGCGCUCGUGAGUACCAAGUGGCGUCUGAAUCUCGGUCAAGCGCGUUCCCGGAAAAAGCCUAAGCUACCCUUGGACUCUGGCGAGACAAAAGAUGGUCGGUUGACCAGCUCUUUGGCUGAUCUAUACGAGACGCAAAUUUCCGUCGCAGAUUUGAUUACCGCGGGCGAUCGUCCAAGUCAGAUAGACUUAGCCAGCGUUGCUUCUCCAUCCGGAACAGAUUAG
Molecule: messenger RNA, 7254 nt
Organism: Vollenhovia emeryi
Lineage: Eukaryota; Metazoa; Arthropoda; Insecta; Hymenoptera; Formicidae
Exons: 7
Coding region: 1-7254 (2417 amino acids)
Source: RefSeq, a predicted model, not a curated record